GGAGAAGUGGAGAACUAUUUCCUAAGGUAUACAAGUCUUCAAAAUUUUGCAUCUCCAUUCUACUAAAGAAAAAUCUGAUUUUCCUUUAAAAUCUAUUAAAGGAUUAUACGUAUAUCUGAAAUAUAAAGUCUCUCUCUUCUUUCUCCUUUUCUCUUACACUAAAAAUUUUGUCUACUUCAAGCAUCUUCAGCAUCCUUUCUCUGAUGAACAUGAAAGAAGUCCACCACAACACCUUUCGAUAUUGGUGGCAUAAGUAAGGCUGCAGCAGCUUGGUCAUGACUUGCAAUUGGAUGGCUUUCUUCCCCACAAAUUACAUGCUUCAAACCGCUCGAGAUGAUGACAAUCAACCUCCCUCCUCUCUCAAUCCAAUGCUUCCUUCAUGCACCACCCAAGACUUUAAUGGGAUGGCAUCAUUUCUAGGGAAGAGAUCUUCAAUGUCAUUUCCAGGGAUUGAUGUCUGUGAAGAGGCAAAUGGGGAGGGUGAUUUAUCAGAUGAUGGCUCACAGGCCGGAGAGAAGAAGAAGAGGCUUAGCACAGAACAAGUUAAGACUCUAGAGAAGAACUUUGAGUUAGGAAACAAGCUUGAGCCAGAGAGAAAAAUGCAACUAGCUAGGGCUCUUGGGUUGCAGCCAAGGCAGAUUGCUAUCUGGUUCCAAAACCGAAGGGCACGGUGGAAAACCAAACAACUUGAAAAGGACUAUGAUCUCCUUAAGAGAGAGUGCGAAGCCUUAAAAGCAGACAAUGAUGCACUUCAAGCUCAAAACCAAAAGCUCCAUGCAGAGAUAUUGGCACUAAAAAGCAGAGAACCAACAGAAUCCAUCAACCUCAACAAAGAAACUGAGGGUUCUUGCAGCAACAAAAGUGAAAACAGCUCAGAAGUGAAGCUGGACAUCUCAAGGACUCCAGCCAUUGACAGCCCUCAUCCCACUAGCAGACCCCUCUUCCCUUCCUCCAUAAGGCCAACAUCCCUCACACAACUCUUCCAGAACACAUCAUCAAGACCAGAUCACCUCCAAUGCCAGAAAAUGGAUCAGAUGGUAAAAGAAGAAAACAGCCUCACCAACAUGUUCUGCAGUAUUGAUGAUCAAUCCGGGUUUUGGCCAUGGCUGGUGGAGCAGCAACAUUUCAAUUAAGAUAGAUCAUUCAUCACCAUAUUAUAAUUUGUGAGUUCAAUUAAUAUCCGUGUUUUAUAGCUACAUAUGAGUGGUGUAUAAAGCAGAAUGUCAUAUAUAAUCAAGUUUAAGUUUCAAGAGGGAUGAGAUGUCUAUGGAGGAAUAAGGUUUAACUAUGUGUUUCCUAGGCUUUGGAAGAUGUUUUUCCUAGGUUGGAUCAUGCCAGAUACAAUCCCAAGUUAAAUAAUAUUUAAUGCAUAUGAUUUGCUGGCCACUAGUUGUUAGCAUAGGCUAUGAAAUAAAAAGGAGAAUUCUCU
Messenger RNA from Rubroshorea leprosula, 1429 nucleotides. The record is from the annotation of a GenBank genome assembly. NCBI's taxonomy places the organism in Eukaryota, Viridiplantae, Streptophyta, Magnoliopsida, Malvales, Dipterocarpaceae.